AUGGCCUUGCCUAAUCAGUCGAAUUGUGUGGCCCCGGGCGAUCCGAGCGAUGACGACUAUAACCGAAUUGUAGAUGUGGCAGAAAACCUGGUUCCAGUAACCAGUACAGAAGCGGCUCUGACUACCAAUAACCUUUCCAUAUCAGGGUUUGAUCCAGCUGCUACAGGUGGUCUGGUUCAAGUGCCUUCCGGAUCUGAGACUUAUACCGAAUCAUUGAAUCCUCUCACAUUUGACCAGAACUAUACAUGGGAUAUUCCUUUCCUACCGCUGAAUCAGAUUUCCAUUUGGCCACAUUCCUCCGAACAACCGGUUGUAACAUCGUCAUCAACAUCUCACAAUGGCGCAAAAGCCCAGGAAGGAUCGCCACCAGUCGCUGUAAGUGGUACAGACGCUUCUGAAAAUGGAAUCUGGGACCGAUACGGCAAGCGAUGUAUUCAGCCAUUGAUCUCCCGUACUUGUCCAUCCUUCCCAUCUCUCCAGCCUAAAGACGACAUGAUGAUACUGGUUGAAGACUUUAGCCAUGUAAGUGAAAUCAGCAACCCUGCGUACAACCAAAUCGUGGCUUUUUUCAUGGCACAAAGUCUAUCCGAAGGCAAGUCAUUCCCCGAAGCAAAUGUUAUUUAUACAUUUGUUCAACUCUAUUACGAGUAUUUCGAUGCCGAAUAUCCUUUCAUCCACCCGGUUUUGCUCGAAUUUGGAGACGACUCUUGGAUUUUGUUGCUCGCAGUGGCAGCUGUCGGAUCGCACUAUUCAUCAAUAUCCAACGUGGAGGAGUAUUCAAGAGGACUGCAAUCGCUCCUGCAUCGAGCCGUGGAGACCAACGUAAGCCGUUCAUCGGUAAUUGAACAAAAGAGAAAGAUUAUUGAUUUGUGUUAG
Colletotrichum truncatum is the source of this 876-nucleotide messenger RNA. RefSeq lists its product as uncharacterized. Gene Ontology annotation, cellular component: chromatin. Gene Ontology annotation, biological process: regulation of transcription by RNA polymerase II. The record is from RefSeq and is a predicted model, not a curated record. Gene Ontology annotation, molecular function: RNA polymerase II cis-regulatory region sequence-specific DNA binding; DNA-binding transcription factor activity, RNA polymerase II-specific. Lineage: Eukaryota; Fungi; Ascomycota; Sordariomycetes; Glomerellales; Glomerellaceae.